AUGACAGGCGCCAACUCUCCCUUCGACCACGACGGUGACAGUCUUAUGCAGUCUGGCAACUCUGAUCCGAGCACUCCGAACGCUCAGAUCCGCUCCAUCGCCAUCUCCGACCUCUCACCUCCAGACUCUCAAGGCGUCCCUCUUCCAGUCGACAUGCCCACAGUCGCCCCCUCUGCUUCCGGCGCAAACAUGAACGGAAAACGUCCCAUCUCCUCCAUCGACCACUCCCAAGAGUCACAGGGCGGUGCGUCACUCAGCGCCAGCAUUCCCACCGAUGCUUCAAUCAAGGCUUCCUCCAGCUACCAGUACACACAACCAGAGGACGCACCUGGCUAUGCUUGGAAGAACAAGAAGGCCCAAGACGACUUCACUCGUGCUUGGGACUCGCUGAUUGUUUCGCUGACACGACCCANNGACAAGUACGGCGAUCCGUUUGCCAUGGCCGACCGCGAACUUGCCAUGAUGAACUCGCGCCAACAGUAG
Aureobasidium vineae is the source of this 483-nucleotide messenger RNA. Lineage: Eukaryota; Fungi; Ascomycota; Dothideomycetes; Dothideales; Saccotheciaceae. The record is from the annotation of a GenBank genome assembly.